Diachasma alloeum is the source of this 3936-nucleotide messenger RNA. It is a transcript of the gene Alg12, whose product is annotated as probable Dol-P-Man:Man(7)GlcNAc(2)-PP-Dol alpha-1,6-mannosyltransferase. The coding region runs from base 101 to 3010 and encodes 969 amino acids. The record is from RefSeq and is a predicted model, not a curated record. Gene Ontology annotation, molecular function: alpha-1,6-mannosyltransferase activity. Gene Ontology annotation, cellular component: endoplasmic reticulum membrane. The transcript has 6 exons. Gene Ontology annotation, biological process: protein N-linked glycosylation. Lineage: Eukaryota; Metazoa; Arthropoda; Insecta; Hymenoptera; Braconidae.
CGGCUCCCAGCCGCCACAACGAACCACUGCCGGGGUCUACUAAACCCUUUAAAUUUAACACCUCCACCAAAAUUUUAGUAAUCAAAUAUCAUAAAUUAAAAUGGAUCAAUUAAUUAUACUAGUGGCGGCUGUGCACUUGUUGUACUGUCCAUUCACCAAAGUGGAGGAAUCAUUCAAUCUUCAAGCUAUGCACGACAUACUGUAUCAUGGCUAUAACCUGACCGAGUAUGACCAUCAUGAAUUCCCUGGAGUUGUCCCAAGAACAUUUCUUGGCCCCCUCCUGAUAUCUGGACUAUCAUCACCUCUUGUUGCUGCUAUUACGCAUUUUAGUUUCAACAAAUUCUGCGCUCAAUACAUAGUCAGAGCGGUCUUAGGAAUGACUGUUAUCGCAGCGCUCCGGUUAUAUCGACAAGCGCUUGAGAAGAUAUUUGGGGUGCAAUUCACAAAAUGGUUCGUUGUAAUUACAGUGACACAGUUCCAUUUCAUGUAUUAUUUGAGCAGGCCUCUGCCAAAUAUAAUGGCAAUGCCCCUAGUUUUAUUGGCCUUAUAUGGGUGGUUGAAACAGAACCACAUGAUCUUCAUAUGGUCAUCGGCAGCAGCAAUAAUAAUAUUUCGUGCUGAAUUGUCGAUGCUUUUGGGAUUAUUUCUGUUAUAUGAUAUAGGCUACCAGAAACUCUCUGUGCCAAGAUUAUUCAAAAUUGCAGUCCCUGCUGGAAUUUUCUUCUUAGCACUUACGAUAGGAGUGGAUUCCAUAUUUUGGAGGAGAAUUUUGUGGCCAGAGGGAGACGUUUUUUAUUUCAAUACGGUGCUCAACAAAAGUAGUCAGUGGGGUACAUUGCCAUUCUUUUGGUACUUCUAUUCGGCUCUGCCCCGGGGUCUGGGUUUCUCCAGCCUGCUCGUCCCUCUCGGAAUGCUCUGGGACGCCCGAGUGCGUGCCCUAGCAGUCCCUGCAGUGAUCUUCGUCCUCCUCUUCUCCUUCCUCCCGCACAAGGAGCUCCGCUUCAUCAUCUACGUAUUCCCCCUCCUCAACAUUGCCGCCGCCUCCGUCUGUCACAGAAUCUGGCAGAACCGAGCAAAAUCCACUCUCUGGGCUAUACUCUCCCUGGGCAUCAUAGCGCACCUCAUUCUCAACGCCAUAGGAUCGAUGUUCUUUCUCUGCGUUGCAGGCUCCAAUUAUCCAGGGGGAAUGGCCAUCAUGAGGCUCCAUAGACUCGAAAGAGACACCAAAACCCCACUGAAUGUCCACAUCGACGUUCUAACUGCUCAGACUGGAGUCUCCAGGUUUACUCAGCUGAAUCCAAAGUGGAGUUACUCGAAAGUAGAAAACAUCAGUUAUGACGAUCCAGAGGCCCUUCAGCAGUUCACGCAUCUGUUGAUGGAAGCCAAGAGUAAAUACUCACCUAAUAUAAAGCCUUAUCUCAGAACUCAUGAUAUUCUUGAUGCUAUCGAUGGAUUCUCUCAUAUAGCUCUCAAUUAUAAUAUGAUUCCUCCGGUUAAAAUCAAGACGAAACCGACUAUUUUUAUUAUGAAACGAAAAUCAAUUGUUGGUGGAGGGAAAGAGAGGUUCAAAGAAUUUGGAAUGGUUCCUGAGGAGAUUAAGGGGUUUCAGGAGAAAAAUGAUGAGGACGAAGAGGUGGUGGAAGACAUAGAAGAGAUAGAGGAGAAAAAAGUGAAUUAUUUUGAAGAAGAGGGAGUGGAGGAGGAAAAAAUUCUUUCUGCUGGAGAAGUAUUGGAUUCGAUUCAAGGGGAGUCUUCGGGAGAGAGUAAAGAGGUUGAUGGUCAACAGACGACUGAAGACUCCAUUAUUAAUGAGUCCAUUCAACAAGAAGAACAUAACAUAGUAGUUGAUAAAUUGCAGAUGAAAGCUCCUGCAGCUUUAAAACUCGAUGAUAAAUCGAAAAAACAACCUGAAAUUAUUGACAAGAAAAAUAAUAAAGUAGAAAUGCGAUUGCUUGAAGCGAAAUUGGAGGAAAUUCAAAGGGACAUUAAUGAGAGACGAAAAAUGGAAGUGGAGAAAAAUGUGAAAAUUCAGAGAAAAAUUCGUAAAAAAUCUGAAGACAUCCCAGAUUCAACUGUGGAAAUCGAAGAGAAAAUAAAAGUCGAGAGAAGGAUUCCGAAAAGAUCUGAGCCAAUUCUAGACAGAAUGGAAGUGAUUAAAAACUCGUCAGAGGUCGAAGUUAAACCUUCAAAACACGAGAGAAUAAUUCAGAAAAAAAUAGAGCAGGUUUCCACUGAGUCUCCUGAACCUGUCAAGGAGGAUAACGGGCUCAAGGUAGCAAUCAGAAAAUUAAUUCUAACAAAGAAAGAAGAAUUAGAGGCAAAACAAGAAGUGCAAUUUCAAACCCUUGAAGAUUCUCUAAAAAUUGAGCCAAAAAUGAAACGAAAAAUUGUAGAUAGUGUUGCGAAAACAUCAUUGCCAGUCAUCAGGAAAGAAUCGGAAGAGCUCCACACGAAGCAACAACCGAAGAAAUCUACCGGAAUGAAAAUAGCAACUGUGAAGGAUAGUAUAAGAAAUAUAAUAAAUCAGUUCAAAGAGUUCGAGAAGGAUUUGGCGUCUGAGGACCCUGAGUCGAUGAAGAAGUGGUCGUCCGCGGAGUCAGCAGCUGCUUCUACUCUCGAUUCGGCCGAGGGGGUUGAUCAAAUAGGAGCUGUCUCCCUCGAAGCCAAUUUCCAUGAAGUCGAUAAGUUGAUUGUCGAAACUGACGAUCCGAUAGUUCUUAAUGAUGCCAAAAAGUGUCUCAAGGAGAUUAUUGACCAGUUCAGGAUUCUUAGGAGUGAACUAUCGAUUGAAGCUGAUGAUAUGUUCGAGGAGAUAGCUGAAAAAUUCAUGGAGAGACCCAUUUCCGAGACUCUGAUGUACUUCAGUGAAGCUCUGAGGGAUUUGAUGGAGAAGAGGAAGGAGAAAGUGAGGAGAAUCGAUGGGAGCUGGAAGAAAAAUUCGGGGAAUGGGGAGAGGAAGAACAUUGCGAUGAGGAGGCAGAGGGGGCAAGAUGGAAACAGUGAUUUAUAAGAGUUCUUAGACAGAUGGUCGGUUUUCUGUUUUUUUUUCUUUUCAGUGAAAAAGCCUAAAAGUUUUCAACACAAGAGUGGAUUUACACACGUCGUGUUGUCGUAGGGUUUUUGAUACUCGUCACGAAGGGCUUUUAAACCUCCCGCAAGUGUAACGAACCUUAGACGCGUUUGAAAGCGACUAUUUUUAUUGCCUAUUGGAGAGGAAAAACUAGAGUAGCAUUUUUUUAUUCAUUCCUAAAAUGAUUUUUCAGUUGAAGAGAAUUUUUAUUAAUUGAAGAGUUAUUCAUGAAGUGAAUAAUUUGCGAAAAAAUGCCGUAAUAAAUUUGGUAUAAGAAAAAUAAUUUUAAUGAAAACAAUGAAAAUCAUCCUCAUUUUCUAUUUUUUUUCGCCCAUUAAGAAACUCUUAUGACUAUUUCUCCUAGGAUCGCUGGUCACCGAGAUGAUUCAACAAUUAAUGAUUGACUAUGCAGGCAUGAAUGACCUUUUUUCUUAAGAAUUUCAUUGUUCACUCAGAAACUUUUACAAUCUUCUGAUUUUUCUACUCAAUCAACUGUUGUUAUUAAAUAAAAAACAUCAGAAAUUGAUGAUUAUUUAGUUUUUCCUCUCCAAUACAACUGAAUAAAUAGGUACGUUGCAUGCUGUGAUAUGAACACAAGGCUACAAAUUACAUUGAAUGGUUGAGAGGAACCAACACACGUUCUACACUGGACUUUUGCAUUUAGAUACAGAGUUGAUGUUUCAUGUGCUCAAAUGAUUCCUUUUUCCAAGGAAUCGAGUAACGAGUUGCUAGGAUAGGUGGAAUGUUCACAUGUGCCUUAUUGAAUCUUCCUGAAGAAAUUUUAUUAUGGACUACAAAGUGUAUGAUUUAUGAUAAAUAGAAGUGAAUGAAAUGUAUGUGAAAAAUAUAUUAUUGUUGUUGUUGAA